Messenger RNA from Maylandia zebra (zebra mbuna), 3600 nucleotides. RefSeq lists its product as uncharacterized. Gene Ontology annotation, molecular function: chromatin binding. Gene Ontology annotation, cellular component: nucleolus. NCBI's taxonomy places the organism in Eukaryota, Metazoa, Chordata, Actinopteri, Cichliformes, Cichlidae. Gene Ontology annotation, biological process: termination of RNA polymerase I transcription. The record is from RefSeq and is a predicted model, not a curated record.
GUGACCGGUUCGGUUUUUACAGAGUAAGAGCUCUUUAGUGACGUCACAUAUGAGCGCCAGGUUGGUUUCAGCGGCGAAUUCGCGAUGCAGCUCGAGCUCGUCUUUUGUCUGAGGCGGGUUGACCCCUGACCCCGCUGCCGUAGUCUCCUCUCAGGUAGACGGCAGCUGAUCAGCUGAUCGUGUUCCACGCGCUGCUGGGGUCGUCACACCUGAGCGACCCCGGACACGGAGUUUAGGAAGAACGCUAGCUACCGGCCGAUACCGUGGCUUCUUAGCUGUAACAGAGUUUGACCCGUGAGCCGAUUACACGCAACCACGACAGCCACAGCGCAGCAGUUUGUGUGACUGUUGUAAACAUGUACACGCGUGUCACAGCUGUGAGCACAGGACAGAUCACGUGUUUGUGCUCUGUGACGUCAUCUGACCCUACCUGCUCCUCCUCCUUUGAACAGAAGGCCACUCUUCUCUUUUUCUCACUGGGCUCGAGGAAAAGAGGUUAGGGAGAGCAGAUGGUUUUGGAAGAUGCCCGAGGAGGAAGAGGAGGAAUGCUGAGGGGCUCCUGGUUGUGGGAGGAGUUACCUACAGGUUGGGUGCUGAGGGAACCAGCUGAGAAGUUGUUUCCUCUGCACAGUGAACAGGAGACAAGGAGGCUUGAUGGAGAAAUGAGGAAGUAUAGGAAAGCAUUCAGAGGAAGAAUAGAGGGAGUUGCAGAGGUGAAGGAGUACAGUGAGGAGUAUAGAGAGCUGUGUGGUUAAUCUCAGAGGACGUGAUGUCACAGCUGAAUAAAAGCACCCUGAAUCCUGGUGUGAAUCGACGACACACGUCACAGAUUGAACCGCUCACACUGAGCUGCACUUUGGUGUGGACGACGUGCCAAAGGCUGUAACUGCUGCAGUGUGCACGCUGUGUCGUUCUGUGGUGCAUUAUGGGCAGUCUCCGUCUCUCACUGAGCACGUUCCUCUGACUGGCCAGCUCGGACAACAUCCGCCUGUCUGACGCCACUUUAAACCAGCUGAAGGGGGUCUAGAUGUGUCCUGACUGUCGGUUGGAGCUGAUUGAGUCUUGCCGGGUGGAAGCCACAGGUGGGGGCCGUCCUUGGGGGCUCCGUGGUGGUGAUACGUGAAGCUCUGACUCGUUAUCGGGUUUUCUGCUGAUUGAUAAUGUUUCUGAUCGCUGUUACGGCCUGACGACGUGCGCACACCCUCUCUAAUGAAGUCACGUGAUCUGAAGCCAGACAGACGAGCGUCUCUUCCUGCGGUGAGGAGAUCAUAUCACAGCUUCUGUCACAAACUGACCUGCAGCAUCGAGUCAUCGCCUCCUCCUGUUGCUCCUCCCAUCAUGACACCUCCAUCAUCCUGUGAGAAGAAGAAGAGGAGGCGCGCAGAGGGCGAGGAGUCGCCUGCUCCCAUCGACAUCGACACUCCUGAGAGAGGAGAGAAGGAGGAGGAGGAACUGUUCAGUCCUCCCGCUGAAGAGGAACGGGUGAGCAGGAAGGAGAAGAAAAAGAAGAGACGAGAGGAGGAGAAGGUGUUCAGCUCGCCUGCUGAAGAUGGACAGGUGAACGGGGAGGAGGAGGAAACCAGCGAGGGGAGGAAGAAGAAGAAGAAGAAGAAGAAGAAGAAAAAUAAGAGAAGAGCGGAGGAAGAGGAGGUGUUCAGUUCUCCUUUUUCUUCUGCUGAAGAUGCACAUGUGAAUGGGGAGAAGGAGGAGAAAGAGCAGAGGGGGGACAAACAGGAGGAAACCAGCGAGGCAGAGAGGAAGAAAGAGGAGGAACCGGGUCCCUCGUCUCCUGGUCUGGGUGAACAGCUGAGCAGGAAGGAGAAGAAGAAAAAGAGAAAAAAGAGGAGAGAAGAGGAGGAGGAAGAACUGUUGGCUCCUCCCUCACCUCCUACUGGGGAUGAAAAGGUGAGCAGGGAGAAGAAAAGGAAGAAAAAACAGGAGGACAAAGAGCCAGAAAAGAGAAAGGAGGAGAAGGAGGUGUUCUGUUCUCCUCAUGGACAGGUGAGCAGAAAAGAGGAGAAGAGCAGCGAGGGAGGAAAGAAGAAAAAGAAAGAGGAAGUGACAUCACAGGAAAGGGAGCCUUACAGCGAGACUAAACAAAAGAAGAAGGCGGCGCGCAUGGCGAGUGUAGCCACAGCAACAGCAAAUGCACAUGUGUCGGUUCAAACAGUCAAGAACAGGUUGAAGGAGGAGAGGGGAAGUGAAAGUGUGCAGGAAGUGACAUCAUGUAAUGGAGAGAAGGCAACGAAGAAUGUAAAUCCUGCAAAGAGGCAGAGAGGUGCAGCGGGGGGUCACGGGGAGGAGGAGAAGAAGAAGAGGAGAACGGAGGCGGCAGCUGAUCCUGAAGAGUUUGACCAUAAGUUGUUGGAGGAACUUCAGGAAUUUGUUCCUCAUGUGAAGAAGAAAUCUGCCGAUCAGAUCAACAAGCUGCUGCGGUACGACUUGGCACGCUUCAAGGCCUUCAAAAAGAAAGGUGUGUCUCUGCGCUGGGGACGGUACUCUCAGCUUGAGAACCAGCAAAUCGAACAGAACGUGGCCGACUUCUUGGCUCUGACGGGAAUCAGCUCAGCGGAGCAGCUUCUGUUUCCUCACAGGUUCAAAGAGCAGGAGCUGGAGAUCAGGAGGCUGAAAGCACAGCAUCACUUCCUGGAGAACAUCGCUGAGGGGAUUCCUCGGACAUGUGAUCAGGUUUACGUCAGAGCCAAGAAGAUUUUUGAUGAGAGGAAUAACAUGGGAAGGUUUUCUGAGGAUGAGCUAUGCUCUCUCACAAAGUUGCAGAAGCUCCACGGCAACGACUGGAAGAGAAUCUCAGAGAAGAUGGACCGCAGCAUCUACUCGCUGGAGAAACGCUUCAACACCAUCGCUCAGGGUCGCGGUACCUGGACUGCAGAGGAAGAGUUGCGCCUUUGGCAGGCUGUCAGGGCUCACCUGGAGAUGCUGGUCCAGCAGAGCCCUGCAGGUCUGAGCCGAAACCAGCUGUGCAACAACCUGCCCUGGAAGAGGAUCAGCGAGCAGGUGGAGACCCGGUCCUGGAUCCAGUGUCGUCUCAAGUGGUUCUACCUGCUGAAGUCUAAGCUGUCCUCAAAGGGAGUGUUCAACCGAGGUGCCGAGGGGUACGCCGCAAAAAUCCACCUCAUCAACACGCUCUAUAACAUGCAUGUGGACGACGCAGCGGACAUCGACUGGGACGAGGUGGCUGGACUCAUCGGGACUGUGACGCCGAUGUGUGUGCAGAAGAUGUUUUACAGGUUGAAGGUUUCCAGAGUUCCAAACUGGACGAGUUUGUCGUACGCAGAGAUCAUCGACUUCCUACAGAGCAGAGCCGUCCCUGUCCUGGAGGAGAGACUGAAGAAGUGUGAGCCCCAGGAGGCGCAGGAAGAGGAGGAGAAGGAGAGACUUUAUCAGCUCUCUGACAUCUUCUCAGAGCUCAGUGACGACGUGGAGCUGGACAACAGCUGACCUGCAGCCAAUCAACAUGUGGUGUCCCCGUGGACAGACUUUAUAAAAACACUUUGAAAUCGGGACAGGGAGUGGGUUAAAAAAAGACUUUUAUUUUGAAGGUGCAGAUGCUUUGUAACAUUAAAUAAAAUUGUUUUGGUA